UCUCGCGAGAUCUCGGCUAGUAUAUGUUGGGCGAUCAGAGGCCGUUGCGGUCUCUUGUGCGCGCUGCCCUAGGCCGGGAGGUGGCGGGAAGCUGCCUGAGUCUCGCGCCCCGGAUCCGGCUCCAUCAUGCCGCCCAAGUUCGACCCCAACGAGAUCAAAGUCGUGUUCCUGAGAUGCACCGGCGGGGAGGUCGGCGCCACUUCCGCUCUGGCACCUAAAAUCGGCCCUUUGGGUUUGUCUCCCAAAAAGGUAGGUGAUGACAUCGCCAAGGCAACAGGUGACUGGAAGGGGCUGAGGAUCACUGUGAAACUCACUAUCCAGAACAGGCAAGCUCAGAUUGAGGUUGUCCCUUCUGCCUCUGCCCUGAUCAUCAAAGCCCUCAAGGAGCCUCCUCGUGACAGGAAGAAGCAGAAGAACAUUAAACACAGUGGCAGUGUCGGCUUUGAUGAGAUAGUAAACAUUGCACGCCAGAUGCGGCACAGGUCCUUGGCCCGGGAGCUCUCUGGAACUAUUAAGGAGAUUCUAGGAACUGCUCAGUCUGUUGGCUGCAAUAUUGAUGGCAGACAUCCUCAUGAUGUCAUUGAUGACAUCAACAGUGGCACAAUAGAGUGCCCAGCUAGCUAAGACAGAAUCCAAGAAGAACUCUCAACAUGAAAGCUGAUCAAGAUUUUUUUUGUGACAAUUAGGAACCUCAAUAAAACCUGCAGUUGACUGAGAA
Dermochelys coriacea (leatherback sea turtle) is the source of this 718-nucleotide messenger RNA. RefSeq names its product ribosomal protein L12 (gene RPL12). The record is from RefSeq and is a predicted model, not a curated record. Gene Ontology annotation, cellular component: cytosolic large ribosomal subunit; ribosome. The coding region runs from base 127 to 624 and encodes 165 amino acids. NCBI's taxonomy places the organism in Eukaryota, Metazoa, Chordata, Testudines, Dermochelyidae. Gene Ontology annotation, biological process: translation. The transcript has 7 exons. Gene Ontology annotation, molecular function: large ribosomal subunit rRNA binding; structural constituent of ribosome.